AUGGCUGCACCCAAACCACCACAACUUCCUCCUGGAUCAGAAACUCUCAAGUAUCAGACGUGGGUUUUGAAAGUCUUGAUCCACUGCGAUGGCUGCACUAAAAGAAUCAAGAAAAUUCUUCAAGGAAUUGAAGGGGUUUACACGACAGAAGUUGAUUCUACGCAGCACAAGGUUACAGUUACAGGCAACGUUGAAGCUGAAACUCUCAUCAAAAAGCUUUCAAAAUCAGGAAAAUCAGUGGAACUUUGGCCACAAAAACCACCUGAGAAGAAAGAUAAAAAACAUUCAACAAAAUCAAAUGAAGAUCAAAAGAAUAGUACUGAACCAGUUGAUGGUGAAAGUAGUCAUGAAGAUUGUAUAGAUGAUGUAGGUGAUGGCGGUGGUGAAGAAGAUUCAAAUCAUAAUGAUAGUGGUGGUGGUGGUGAUAAUAAAAGUGAGGGGGGUGCUAAAAAGAAGAAGAAAAAGAAAAAGAAGAAUAAAAGUGCUUCUGUAACUUCUGUUCCUCUUAGUAAUAAUGAUGGAGGAGAAAAAGUGAUUAUUAGUACAGAAAAAAUUGCUUCUCCCAGGGAAAUUAUUGUCCCUCCAGUACUUCAGCAACAGCAUGGUUAUAAUAACCCAUAUCCACCACAUAUGUACUAUUCACACCCUCCUCUUGCCCAUGCACCACCACCUUAUGGGUUAAGCUAUAACACAUCCUAUCCUGUUUCAACUACUUCUGCUUAUUAUGUUGGGGCACCUAUCAUGCCUAUGCAUGCUAAUUACUCUAGAGUUCCUCCACCACCUCCUCCACCGUCUGAUCCAAUCAAUAACUAUGGUUAUCAUCAUGAUCAUGAUGAAUAUGAAGGUGGAUAUUGCUCUAUUAUGUGA
Messenger RNA from Lathyrus sativus (Indian pea), 867 nucleotides. Lineage: Eukaryota; Viridiplantae; Streptophyta; Magnoliopsida; Fabales; Fabaceae. The record is from the annotation of a GenBank genome assembly.